Peniophora sp. CBMAI 1063 is the source of this 1647-nucleotide messenger RNA. NCBI's taxonomy places the organism in Eukaryota, Fungi, Basidiomycota, Agaricomycetes, Russulales, Peniophoraceae. The record is from the annotation of a GenBank genome assembly.
AUGCGAAGUGUAGCGGUGAACGCUCUGCUUGUCGCCGUCGUCGCCACCGGCGUCUCGGCACAGGACAAGCCCGUGUUCAAGCCCACGGAAGUCAAGGCGCCGUUCCUCGAGCAGUUCACCGAGGACUGGGACUCGCGUUGGACGCCGUCCGAGGCGACCAAGAAGACGCCCGUCGGCGGCGAGACGUUCUCUUACGUCGGCAAGUGGUCGGUCGAGGAGCCGAAGACGCCCGUCAUCGAGGGUGACCUCGGUCUCGUCGCGAAGACAAAGGCGGCCCAUCACGCGAUCUCUGCUCCGUUCGAGUCGUCCUUAUCGCUCGCAGACGAGCCGUUUGUUGUGCAGUACGAGGUCAAGUACCAGGAAGGCGGCAACUGCGGCGGUGGCUACGUCAAGCUGCUCGAAGACGGCUUCCAGACGAGCGGCAAGGAGUUCUCCGACAAGACCCCUUGGACGAUCAUGUUCGGCCCCGAUUUGACGUGCCCGGGCACCAAGAUUCACUUCAUCUUCCGCCACAAGAACCCCGUCACCGGCGAGUUCGAGGAGAAGCACCUCAAGACGCCUCCCAAGCCCUCAAUUGAGAAGACAACCAACUUGUACACUCUCGUUCUCCACCCUUCCAACCAGACGUACGAGGUUCUCUUCAACGGCGAGUCGCAAUCCACCGGCUCUCUUCUCGAGGACUUCUCGCCUGCCGUUAACCCGGCCGCUGAGAUCGACGACCCGGAGGACUUCAAGCCCGAGGACUGGGUCGACACCAAGCGUAUCGCCGACCCAGAGGCCACGAAGCCCGAGGACUGGGAUGAGGACGCUCCCUACGAGAUCCCUGACAUGGACGCUGAGAUGCCGGAGGACUGGCUCGUCGACGAGCCGGCCGUCAUCCCCGACCCUGACGCUGAGAAGCCCGAGGAGUGGGAUGAUGAAGAGGAUGGCGACUACAUUGCGCCCACCAUCCCCAACCCCAAGUGUGAGGAGGUCUCCGGCUGCGGCGAGUGGAAGCGCCCCUUCAAGCCCAACCCCGACUACAAGGGCACCUGGUACGCUCCCAUGAUCGACAACCCGGCGUACAUUGGCGAGUGGGCCCCGCGCAAGAUCGCGAACCCCGAGUUCUUCGAGGACCUCACGCCGCUCAAGUCGCUUGUUAAGAUUGGCGGUAUCGGUAUCGAGCUCUGGACCAUGACAGAGGACAUUCUCUUCGACAACAUCUACGUUGGCCACUCUGUCGAGGACGCGCUCAAGCUUAAGGCUGAGACCUUCGACGUCAAGAAGCCGCUCGAGGUCGAGGCUGCCAAGCCCAAGAAGGAAGAUAAGGCUGAGGAGACCUCGUCUGUCACCUUCAAGGAGGACCCGGUCGAGUUCGUCCGCCAGAUGGUCUUCACCUUCAUCGACGCCGCCAAGGUCGACCCCGUUGAGGCGUUCAAGACGCACCCCGAGACCGGCGCUGCCCUCGCUGUUGGUGUCCUUACGCUCUUCGGUAUGAUCGGUGCCCUCUUUGGUCUCGUCGGUUCGCAGCAGAAGCCCGCGGCCAAGCCCGCACCAUCGAAGAAGACCGACGCACCGACGCCGGACGACAAGGUCGCGGAGAAGGCACCUGUCGCACCCGCUGGUGGCGAGAAGAAGGACGAGACGCCGGUGAAGAAGCGCAAGUAG